AUGGCUAGAAGGAAAAUUCAGAUACCUUUCUGGAACGCUUUGGUCGUUGCGUCGACUGCCAAGUCCUCGGAGGGCGGAAACCUAGGAGGCGGCAAGAAGCGGCAUUGGGCUGUCGCUCUGGGUUGGGCAUUCGGCGAGAGGGUCUACAAUAGCGGCCGAAGACCGCGGCCCCGUUUUCUCGUGGAAUUUCCAAGUAUCCCACCCGCGACGUCGACUACGUCGAUGAAGGUAGCCAUACGGCGUUCUAGACACGGACAGACGCCGAACAGUUGGAUGCACACGGCCGGGGAUGCCGUGGCGUUUGUGCACGUUUUGUCUAUGCAUAGGAUGGUUCCGAGAAGGCGCGGGGCCGAAGGGGGGGAGAAUAGCGAGAGAAUAUGUCAAUGGGUGGAGCCAAUCAUUACCGUGAUAGACAAUUUUUCUUUCUUACCGUACGGAUACAACCGUCGCCAUUUCUUCUCUCUCUCGGAGGCACCGCGCCUUCGGAUGGGCUUAAGUCCAGACUGUCCAGCCCCAGUGACAUCAUACCCGGUGUUAACCUUCCUCCUACUGCGCAUGGCGCGGUUCAGGAAGAUCAUGGCAAACUCUGAUUUGCUGUGUACUCUACGGAGUAAGGUCGGUAGUGCUCUGCUCGAGCCAUCCGGAGGACUGUGGGUGUGCAGAAACUCUGCGAAAAGUUCGAUUGAGUGUUCCUUCCCGGAUGGAUUGAAGUUGGUAGCCUUAUUGGAUGACGGAAGUCUAAUCCAUGGUCUCCUCUCACUCUAUGUUUUGCUGCUUGCAUGUAUGCGUCUGUCUAUAGGUACAUUAAACUUUGGCCAAGAUGGGAGCCCCACCUUGCCCAUCCCUCGGCUGGGUUCCAUCACCACCAAGAAGUCGAGAAUUCCCAGGUUGCAGUGCCGGCUACCGCCUCCGGCCCCGUCCGGGCCCACAUUCCAGGUUGUCUUUCCUCCUUUCUGCAGUGUGCGGCCCGAAGUUUUCGUAUGGGCAAUGGGCGCGCAAGCAAAAAUUGCACGGCAAAGAAGGAAAUCUCAGCAGGCAUGUUGCGCCCGUGGAUUUUCCAUGGAUCCCUCUUUCUUUAGGCCUCCCCAAGUGGGACUUUGCCGACCCCAUUUGCUACCUUACCGUACCGACCCAGGUAUUGUGGUAUUCGAGUACUCGCACCCGACAUUCUUUCCCCCUUGGCUUGGUCACCCGGGAGAUGUACCGGCUCCCAUCCAUCAGCUGAGAACAGAGUCAUUCAUACCUGACUUGACAAAUCUGAUUUUUUUUUCUUCUCCAUCCUCGUUUUGCUCCGUCUUCCUAUACAAAUUCAUUGUUCAUAAGACGAAGGGACCACCCAACUUGUCCGAUCGCGCAUCUAGCAUCUCCAGUCAUACCCCUCCUGCGAAUACAUCCACGAGCACUUCCUGUAAUUGUCUCCGAUCUAGAGCUCCCCCGAAUCUGACUGGCGCUUACAUUGCAUCGGGAGACGGCCCUACAUCAUAUCACCGACCCUUUAUUCCACAUUACACUAGAUUGACCUCUUUGCUCACAUUCUCCGCGCCCAAGAAAACCAGCAUCAGCAUCUCAAAACAACAUCCAAACCAACACCCAACCCGCACAUUGCGACCUCGUCCAACGAUGGCAAUGGACGAAGUCGACCGCGAAAUCGCGGACGCCGAGCGCGCCGCCUCUCCAAACCGCUACCACGGCCGCGAAAGCCACGAGAUCGAACGGGUCCUCUCCGCCUCCUCUUCCUCAACCUCCUCAUCCACGGCCUCGCACACGGGCGACCGCACCGCCGCGUAUCGCACCGGCACCGGCAUCAGCCGCGUCUCGACCCAAAAUGACCUCGAGCGUCACCCGACGGCCCUGAGCCGCAUUGCCACUGCCCGCAGCCAGCACUCCAACACCGUCGGCCGCAGCAUCAAGAGCAGGGAGUCGAGGAGGCCUCUGCCGGCCAUGGGCGCAGGCAAGCCGUACCCGCCACCUUUGCCGGAGCAGGAGGACUACGUUGUGGAAUUUGAUGGCCCUGAAGAUCCUCUGCACGCGCAGAACUGGCCGAUUAAGAAGAAGUUGCUUACAGCCGCAAUGCUUGGCUACACCACGAUGACGUCGGCUUUCACCUCGAGUAUCUUUUCAGCAGCGACGCAAGUCAUCGCGACAGAAUACAACGUCUCCGCGACUGUCGGCACCCUCGGCGUCUCCUUUUACGUCCUUGGCUUCGCCUUCGGCCCAACACUCUGGGCGCCCCUUUCCGAGCUGAGGGGCCGCCGACUGCCCCUCGUCCUCUCCAUGUUUGGCUUCUCCAUCUUCACAAUCAGCUGCGCCGUCGCCAAGGACCUCCAGACCAUCUUGAUAUGCCGCUUCUUCGCCGGCUUUUUCGGCGCGUGCCCCCUGGCCGUCGUCGCCGCUGUCUUCUCCGACAUGUUUGACAACCGCACCCGCGGCACCGCCAUCACCGUCUUCUCCAUGGCCGUCUUCACCGGCCCACUCCUGGCGCCCUUUAUCGGCGGCUUCAUCGUCGAGUCGCACCUCGGCUGGCGCUGGACCGAGUACAUCCCCUCCUUCAUGGGCUUCCUCGCCUUCUUCCUCGACCUCUUCUUCCUCGAGGAGACGUACCCGCCCGUCAUCCUCGUCAGCAAGGCCUCGGAGCUGCGCCGCCGCACCCGCAACUGGGGCAUCCACGCCAAGCAGGAGGAAAUCGAAAUCGACUUUAAGGAGCUCGUCAACAAGAACUUUUCCCGCCCCAUGCGCCUCCUCUUUGGCGAGCCCAUCGUCACCGCCUUGUCCGUCUACAUGGCCUUCAUCUACGGCCUGCUCUACCUCUUCCUCACCGCCUACCCCUUCGUCUUCCGCGGCGUUCACGGCUUCGGCGCGGGCCAGUCGGGUCUCACCUUCUUCGGCAUGAUCACUGGCCAGCUCAUCGCCGGCGUCACCGUUCUCCUCCAGCAGCCGUGGUACCUCCGCAAGCUCAAGGCCAACAACGGCGUGCCCAUCCCCGAGUGGCGUCUCCCCAGCGUCAUCGCCGGCGGCGUCUUCUUCGCCAUCGGCAUCUUCUGGUUCGGCUGGUCCGGCUACCGCGCCGACGUCCACUGGAUCGUGCCCACCCUCAGCGGCCUCUUCACCGGCUUCGGCCUCAUGUCCAUCUUCCUCCAGGCCCUCAACUACCUCGUCGACGCCUACCUCAUGUUUGCCGCCUCCGCCAUCGCCGGCAACACCUUCCUCCGCUCCCUCUGCGGCGCCGGCUUCCCGCUGUUCGCGAGCUACAUGUUCAACGGCAUGGGCAUCCAGUGGGCCUCGACCUUGCUGGGCUGCGUCGCCAUCGCCCUCGUGCCAAUCCCCGUCAUCUUCUACAUUUGGGGUCACAAGAUCCGCGCCAAGUCUGCGUACGCCCCGACUUUCGCCGCGCCCGCCGACGAGCCUGAUGAGGAGGACCUGGCGCCUGCGCCGCUGAGCAAUGGACACACCAGCCACCACCAGGACAACGAGAAGCCGCCGUCCAUUGCCGCGAUGGAAGCGAGCAGAGCUAGGACGAGCGGCGACAAGGCUGAGAAUGCUACCCCGCAAAUCGGCAUUUCAGCCCAGGUCCCAUGUGGUGGCGUCCGUACCUUUGUGUCGGGACCCUUGCCCGCAUCUUUUGGAUCCCCCAUUCGCAGGGCGCACGUCGCGGUGACAUGGCCCGAUGCGGCAGGUCGAACGAUGCCGGACGAUGGAUCCCGUCGCGCCUGUCUAUUUCUGUACCCGUCCGCCUAUCCAUACCAAUCUAUAUUGACAACUCGACGUACAGAAGAGCUGAAGUUUGGUGCAAUUAGAUACUGCCUGUACGUGGUGAAGUUCACGGGGUGCGGCCCCAGUUCGCUCCGUGUCAAGUGGCCACCUUCCCUCAGCCAGAGUGAGGGGAAAUAUGUGGCUGUGUUUUUGAUAAGCUGGGCUCAGGUAGCUCUUACACUUGUUAUCAACGAAUCCUUCUACGACCCCUCCUCUCCGUGUCUUAUGGCUCGACCACUUUCUGAAGCUUCCUCUUCAGAGCCCACCGUCGACAUACUCAAGUCAGGUAAGCGAGUUGUGAACCACUUUCGCACCACGUCAAACACAAUAGCAAAGGCCAAAUCUGACCAACGAUCCUCAACUUAUCCCAACUCCCAUCCAGACUCAUCGGCCUCAAAAUCCGAAACCCCGUCAAAGACAUACGACGCAAGCUGCCACUGCGGCGCCAUCAAGUUCUCUCUCACGCUCUCGCCGCCGCUGGAGGACGGGUACAAGGUCCUCAACUGCAACUGCUCCAUCUGCCGGCGCAGCGGGUACCUCCUCAUCUACCCAAAUAAGAAGGACGUCACAUGGCACAACGGCUCGCGCGAAAAGUGCACGAAUUACCGGUUCAACACCAAGACCAAGGACCAGAUGUUUUGUGGUGCCUGCGGAUCGAGUUUGGGGAUUGACUUUCUGGAGGAGGACUAUUAUGGCAUCAGUGCGCGUGCCCUCGACGGAGUCGACCUCGAUGCUCUGACGUAUAAGAAACUCGACGGGCUGAACAGGGUAUCGCCUGCCCAGGACCUGUCCGGCUCGGGAGACAAGGAGGCAAGCACUUGA
Molecule: messenger RNA, 4572 nt
Organism: Colletotrichum lupini
Lineage: Eukaryota; Fungi; Ascomycota; Sordariomycetes; Glomerellales; Glomerellaceae
Product: major facilitator superfamily transporter
Exons: 20
Coding region: 1-4572 (1523 amino acids)
Biological process (GO): transmembrane transport
Molecular function (GO): carbon-sulfur lyase activity; transmembrane transporter activity
Source: RefSeq, a predicted model, not a curated record